AUGAAGCAUAAAAUGGUGAGUAUUGGCGAUGACAAUGAAGUUACAUUAGAAACAAGAGACUUUUGUCCUGCACACUUGUUGUUCAAAAUUGAGUCAUUCUCCUUGCUUUCAGAGAAUAGUAUAGACAAGAUUGAAUCAAGUGAAUUUGAAUCAGACAAUAAGUACAAAUGGAAGUUGAUAAUAUAUCCUGAAGGGCGACGCGCAGAGGAUGGAGCAAAUCAUGUUUCUGCUUACUUGGUUGUAGAAAAUAAAAGUAAACAGGAUGCUGGCUGGGAAUUGAAUGCGUUCGUCAGCAUCUUUCUGUUUAAUCGCAAACUUGACACAUAUGUGUUUAAGAAAGGUCAACGACGUUUUCAUCUGCUAAACCCUGAGUGGGGCUUUUCCAAAUUCAUCAUGAAGGAAACUUUGACAAAUCCAAGUAAUGGAUACCUUGUCGAUGAUAGUUGUGUAUUUGGAGCGGAGGUUUUUGUUGUCAAGAACGAAGGAAUUAGAGAGUGCAUGUCUAUCUUGAAAGUAACUAAUUCCUUUAAGCAUGAACUGAAGAUUUCAAAAUUUUCAGAAUUGGAAAAGGAAUGGAAUUCUCAAGAGUUCAAUGUUGGGGAUCAUAAAUGGAAGGUUUGUGUGUAUCCGAAAGGAAAUGGAGCACAAAAGGGAAGUCAUGUUUCCAUUUUCUUGCAUAAAGUAGGAUUUUCCUCAGGUGAAAAAGUUAAGGCUGAUUGCUCCAUAUGCAUAAAGAACCAGUCUGGAAUUGGCAAUCACAAGUAUCAAUUCAAUCGCUUGUUCUCGGCUUCUAGCAGCAGUUGGGGAUGGUCUAGUUUCAUUCCAAUCGCUGAUAUGAAACAACCAGGAUUUUUAGUUGGAGAUCUCUGCAUUAUUGAAGUUGAAAUUUCUAUUCAAGCUGUCUUACGUAAUUUACCACAUCCCGGUAAUUCUAAUCCCAUUGUUACCGACAUAUUCGUUGGUGAAAGUCGAGAUCCAGACACUUGGAUGUUCAACAUGGAAAAUGUUGAUAGGUUUAGUAUCGUUUGUGAAAAACGAUACGUUUUAGAAGGUCAUGGUUAUUCGGAUUCUUCGACGACGACUGACGACGGCAAACGUCUUUACUUUUGUUACAUGCAAUCGAGACCAAUUUCUGUGAAAAAGAAACUUUGUGGACUCACAGUGUAUAAGGAUACGACUUCCGGAUCCGUCGAGGACAUGAUGAAAGGAGCUUAUUAUUUAGUUUUUGCUACCUUUCAUGAAUAUGCAAUGGAAGUUGCAUUAAAUGUACGAAUGUGGUUCAGGAGUGUUUAA
Messenger RNA from Fraxinus pennsylvanica, 1293 nucleotides. The record is from the annotation of a GenBank genome assembly. Lineage: Eukaryota; Viridiplantae; Streptophyta; Magnoliopsida; Lamiales; Oleaceae.